Messenger RNA from Anopheles darlingi, 2093 nucleotides. Its product is annotated as phospholipid scramblase 1-like. Gene Ontology annotation, molecular function: phospholipid scramblase activity. Gene Ontology annotation, cellular component: plasma membrane. Lineage: Eukaryota; Metazoa; Arthropoda; Insecta; Diptera; Culicidae. The transcript has 4 exons. The coding region runs from base 740 to 1423 and encodes 227 amino acids. Gene Ontology annotation, biological process: plasma membrane phospholipid scrambling. The record is from RefSeq and is a predicted model, not a curated record.
CUUGUCGAUCAGCAGGGUACCACUACCAUCACCACCACGCAACCGAACGAACGAGCAAGGGAAAGCUACAAUCCAUCAAACGAUAUGAUUCCUUCGACGCGCCACACACUGUAACGUGCUGCGAAUGUUAAAGAAAUGGUCGAAGGCGAAGGGCGAUUGAUAAGGUCCUCCCUCGUCCUCAUCCAAUCAGUUAUUGGCCAACAGUAGAUAAGAUGUACGUGCAGUGUAGAGAAUCGGAUCGGACAGCAGAGCAGCAACAGUGCCUCCCGUUGUUCAGAUAAUUAUUGGCAGAUCUGGGGCUGUGUACGCCCAUUACUAUCGUUUUCUGGGUUUUGCCGAGUGGUUCGAUGCAGGUCGGAUUUAGUCUAGUGCAACGGCUGGAGUAGGAUGGGCCGCGGAAGAUCGAAAUGUAAAACAUCGCGACCGCAGGAUUAUUUCGUCAGCUGUGCCUCGAUCGAUCGCUUGUUUGUGCCCGACGAUGAUCAGCCCAACGGGAAUCACCGGGAUUUGUCGGGUGAUAGGGCCCGAGUGCCCCGUGAUUACGAUGCCCGACGAAUCGUGGUCGUGGUGUGGCAGGUGAUGGAGAAGAAACUGAUCAACUGUGGGCGGUUGCUUCGCGGUGUACGAGUGUUUGGCAAACGGUCGACCCCCAAAAGCUCGGAAGCGGAAAGGAUCGUUCGCCGUGAGGAGCGUCAAAAGUUUAAGCAGCUGAUAACGGAAGAGGAAAGAAGCUGGCUGGAUGCCUGUGCCGCAGGGAAUUCCCAACUGUCCACCUGGCUUGGAAUACCUGACAUCCAUUGAUCAACUGCUGGUGCACCAGAAGGUGGAGCUGCUGGAGGCGUUUACCGGUUUCGAGACGGCCAACAAGUACACCGUCAUGAAUACGCUCGGCCAGAAGGUGUACUGGGCGCUGGAGGAUACGGGCUGCUGCAACAGGAUGUGCUGCGGUACCGCCCGGGCGUUUGAUAUUAAGAUCCUGGAUAACUUCCAGAACGAGGUGCUGCACUUUAGCCGUGGUCUACGGUGCAAGUCCUGUUGUUUUCCGUGCUGUUUGCAGAAGCUGGAGGUAUCCGCGCCGCCCGGCAACGUCAUCGGCACGGUUGAGCAGCAGUGGACACUGUUCUGCCCGGGAUUCAACAUCAAGGAUCGGGAUGGCAAGACCGUGCUCGUUAUCAAGGGCCCUUGCUGCCAGUGCACGCUGUGCGGUGACGUGAAAUUUAGAAUUCUGGCCACCGAUGGUACGGAAGUCGGCAAGGUAACGAAGCAGUGGACUGGGAUGGCUCAGGAGUAUUUCACGGAUGCCGACAAUUUCGGCAUCAGCUUCCCGAUGAAUCUUGACGUCAGGGUGAAGGCUACCCUACUCGGUGCUUUGUUUUUAAUUGAUUAUAUGUUCUUCGAAUCAUCUGGAAAGAGCAAGCGUUAAUGCGACGGCAAUUGAUAAGCAUUCGUUGCUUACAGUUCGAAGUGCCAAGCGGUCCACUAUCACCAUGAUAACCACAUGACACCCGUGUCACGAUACAAGUCUUCUAUAUUUUUUUUUCCUCGUAAAUACUAUACGCACAUUGUAUGUAAGCUUUAGAUGGGAGAGCAUGAGAGGGAGAACACAUUACACCUAGCGAACCGUCCGAGGAGUCGAUCGUCAAACGACGAGCCGAGCUCAUGGCUAUUGCAUUUACGUCUCAGGAACAAACGUUUGGUGGAACCGACGGUUAUACUUGAUAUGCAUUUGAAACAAUCCUCAGGGUCUGUGGUAGGUCAUCAUAGGGCCAGCAGCUCUCAUUGCCAAGUAUGGAGGCGGAAAUAACGUUAUCUCUAACGCUUUAUAAUAAUAGCCGAUGCGCUAGAGUGUCGCACUAUAUACAGUUAUCACCGUGAAGUGCCAACUGACCACGCGCGCAUCCGCGCUUCCCAAAAUGAUAUUUUAGCGCCUAAACAAAACGCGAUGCUCCCAGCUGUAUCUCUCAAGAUUGAGUGUAUUGUGUAAAUUCGACGAUGCUUGUCUAUUUGUUCCUGUUUCUGGUGAACGCCAUAAUCAAAAUUUGUGCUACAUUUGAUGUACCCUUUUAUCGGAAAUGCUUAAUAAAAUAUUAUAC